AUGUUUGUGAAGAAGUUUGUAGAGAAAGCAUCCACAAAGAAGGGUAGCGGAAAUUCAUUAGAUGGCUUAAAAGCUAAAGAUGUGGAUCUACGGCUGGUAUUUCAUCAAGGGCUACCAUCCUGUGGUGCCAAAUUUGCCUAUGAUCACAUUCACAAGACACUUGCUAUUUCUACCAGGGAUGGACGAAUUAAACUGUUUGGAAAAGAUAAUGCACAAGUGCUACUUGAGUCCACUGAUGCAGUGCCUAGCAAAUUCUUACAGUUCAUCCAUAACCAUGGCAUCCUCAUAAAUGUCACUGUCAAUAACUAUAUUGAGGUAUGGGACAUAGAAAAGAAGCUGAUGUCUGAUGUUUACAUUGUUAAAGAAGAAAUCACUUGCUUUUCAGUCAUUCAGCAUAGCCUUUACAUGUAUAUAGGAGUCUCUAAUGGUAAUAUAUCAGUAUUGAAGCUUGAUCAAGAACCAUGGCACAUGGUUAAAAUGAAAUACACCAUACCCCUCUCUGUCUCUUAUGGGAAUUCAGCUGAAAUGGCUGAAGAUAUUGUUGUGACACACAUACUGCCUCAACCCUUUGCUGAAAGCAAGAGAGUUCUUAUAAUCUUUAGAAAUGGACAGAUGGUAUUGUGGGGCAUUCGAGAAAGCCGGUCCGUUUUCAGAACCGGUGGAAACAUGUCGCAGCAAUUGUACGGCGAAACAAAGAAGGUGUCUUCUGCUUGUUGGGUGUGUCCUUAUGGAACCAAGGUGGUUGUAGGCUACAACAAUGGAGAGAUCUACAUUUGGGGAAUUCCUUCUCUUAACAAAGGAAAUGUUCCAACAAUUGAUUAUAGCAGCAUUCAAAACACUCCUAUUUUCAAGCUUAACUUGGGAUACAAGUCAGACAAAACAUCUAUAGGAUCUCUCAAAUGGACUUAUGCCGAAGGAAAGGCGAGCCGAUUAUAUGUCAUGGGAGCUUCCGAAUAUGCAUCUUCAAAUUCUGUGCAGGUGGUGUUGUUGAAUGAACAAAUCGAAUCUAGAACAACUAAGUUGGGACUUCAUUUGUCUGAAAGUUGUAUUGACAUGGAGAUCAUCUCAACCUCAAUUGACCAAAACAAGCAUAAACAAAGUUCUUUCCUUUUGCUUGGAAAAUCAGGCCAUGUAUAUGUGUAUGAUGAUAGUUUGAUUGAAAGAUAUCUACUGCAAAACCAAUCUAAGUCAAGUUCCACAUUGCCAAAGGAAAUGGUUGUAAAGUUACCAAUGGCAGAUUCAAGCAUCACGACAGCAAAAUUCAUCUGCAACAAUACUAGUAUGUUAAAUUCUGGAGACGAGUAUUAUAGUCAGAAGAUAAAAAACUAUCCACCCCUUAUUCCCAUAGAAGCAAGCUACAAAGAUGGGAUAAACCUUAGUUCUGCCAACUUCAAUGGAUUUUCAAGUGUAAAAAAUUUGUAUAUAACUGGACACAGCAAUGGAGCCAUAACUUUUUGGGAUGCAUCAUGUCCCUACUUCACCCCAAUUUUGCAAUUAAAGCAACAGAGUGAAAAUGAUUUUUCUUUGAGUGGUAUACCAUUGACGGCAUUAUAUUUCAAUAUCAACUCUCCUCUCCUUGUUUCUGGUGACCAGAGUGGAAUGGUUCGGAUAUUUAGAUUCAAACCAGAACCAUAUGCCUCCAGCUUCCUAUCUCUCACUGGAGGUUCAAAGAAAGGGACUGAUCAUGUGAUCCAAAGCAUGAAACUUGUAAAGACUACUGGUGCUGUGCUUUGUAUGAACAUGGAUCACUAUUCAAAGCAUCUUGCCGUUGGUUCUGAUCAAGGAAAUGUUUCAAUCAUUGUCAUAGAUGGCCCUUGUGUAUUAUAUCAGAAAAAUAUAGCAAGUGAAAUUUCUACUGGUAUAAUCUCCCUGCAGUUUGUGACCUGCAGUUUGCAUGGUUUUGAGAAAAAUGUAUUAGCAGUCGGAACAAGAGACUCGUCUGUUCUGGCAUUAGAUAGCGAAACUGGAAACACGCUCAGUGCCGAAACAGUUCAUCCUAAGAAGCCCUCCAGAGCUUUAUUCAUGCAGGUGUUGGGAUCAAUUACAGAAGAUGGCCUGGACUUGAGAGAAGGGAAUCAUGUUGGGGAUGCAACAACAAAGCAGUUGUAUAUUUUGCUGUGUUCUGAGAAGGCUGCAUAUGUGUAUUCUUUCGUCCAUGCUACGCAGGGAGUUAAAAGGGUGCUUUACAAGAAGAAGUUUCAUUCCUCCUCCUGUUGUUGGGCUUCAACAUUUUACAGCUCCUCUAAUAUUGGCCUUGUGCUCCUUUUCACCAGUGGCAAAGUAGAAUUAAGGUCUUUGCCUGAGUUAUCUCUGAUAGAGGAUGCUUCAAUAAGAGGUUUCACUUAUUCAUCUCCAAAACUGAAGUCGCUUUCCGACUCCCAGAUAUGUUGUUCAUCCAAAGGAGAUAUUGUUGUGGUGAAUGGUGACCAGGAAAUUUUUGUUGUCUCAUUGUUAGUCCACAGGAAUAUUUUCCGACUGUUGGACUCUGUUACCUGCAUUGAAAGGAAUGAAAGGAUGCCAUCACAAGAAGAGCUCGCUCCUAGUCCUGUUUCCCAAAAGGAAAAGAAGAAGGGUAUAUUCAGCUUAGUUAUGAAAGAAUUUACCGGAAGUAAAGAAAAGGAUGUGCCCUCCAUGGAAAAAGAAGAUCCAAGAGAAAGUAUCCGCGAACUCUCAGCAAUACUUUCAAAUGCAAAUUUUCCAAGUGAUGCUGACAAUAGUGAUAACUGGACCAUGCAUGAAGAUGAGCCUGAAUUAACAUUAGAUGACAUUCAUCUAGAUGAUCAUGUAGAAAAACGAAAAGAACAAAGCAUAUUAGGAGCUCUUAAUAAGAAGAAAUUGGCUGGCAAAUUGAAUGCUUUCAAAGGAAGAUUGAAAGAGAAGAAGGGCAACAAUCAGAAAACACCAGAUAACAAUAAGGAAGAGCCACAAGAUGAGAAAGCUGGUGCAGUUGAUCAAAUUAAGAAGAAAUAUGGAUUUUCUUCCUCUUCUUCGUCAUCAUCCCGUGAAACAGGCACGAGCGUUGUAAGCAUUGCUAAAUCGGCACAAGGCAGAUUGCAGGACAACACCAGGAAACUGCAGGAUAUCAACCUACGAGCAACAGAGAUGCAAGAUACAGCAAAAUCAUUUUCAUCAUUGGCAAAACAAGUGCUACGAACUGCUGAACAGGAUAGACGAAAUAUAUAAGAACAAUAAGCUA
Messenger RNA from Arachis duranensis, 3196 nucleotides. RefSeq lists its product as uncharacterized. The record is from RefSeq and is a predicted model, not a curated record. Gene Ontology annotation, molecular function: syntaxin binding; GTPase activator activity; myosin II binding. The coding region runs from base 1 to 3183 and encodes 1060 amino acids. The transcript has 24 exons. Gene Ontology annotation, biological process: regulation of exocytosis. NCBI's taxonomy places the organism in Eukaryota, Viridiplantae, Streptophyta, Magnoliopsida, Fabales, Fabaceae. Gene Ontology annotation, cellular component: plasma membrane; cytoplasm.